Molecule: messenger RNA, 1198 nt
Organism: Amoebophrya sp. A120
Lineage: Eukaryota; Dinophyceae; Syndiniales; Amoebophryaceae
Source: the annotation of a GenBank genome assembly
CUUCACCAAGUCAUUCCAGAUGUCGGUUCUUAGACCCAAAGAAAGAUACGACCUGUACUUGGAAAGUAGAAUCAAAGGUUUGUCGGGAAAGGUCUCAGUGAAGCUGCUAGAUCCGAGGCUCCAUCGCUUUGGCUGACUAAAACUCUAUUCCAGUCUCCCCUCAUACAUGAGCUCUCGACGACUCUUACAUACGUAAAAGUAUUUUCACCUGCCUGCUUUACUGAAUUUGACGACCCAAGCGUGAGGAAGUAUCUAAAUCUAUUUUUCUCGGUUCAGUUGUACGCCCCCCCCCGCCGUCGCACUGUAUCGUUCCUGUCUGCGACUUUUAUGUGCUUUUGCUGUUGUAGAAGAAACAUGGGCAAUUCUGGUUCCAAGCCGCCACUGACAGGGCUGGCGAAGGUGGUUGACGCAGACUGGUUGGUGCGCCAAAAAUGGUACGUCAUUGCUUGCACACCCACCCCGUUCGACCCGGAACCGCAUGACGCAGUGGAAAGAUACUCCUGGACGGACGAGACAAAGACGAAUUUCAAGGUAUUAGACGAGUGGAGUUCUUUGAAACAAAAUGCGAGAUCGUGAUCGGAUUGUAAGAGGUUGCAACAAGAAAUAAACAUUGUCCAUCCAAGGGACGAUGAUUAUUUUCAUCAACGCAGGUAACGUACAAGUUCCGUCCCCGUUCGUCAGACGCAAAGGUGGACACGAUGUUUCAGGACGGAAAAACAACAGCAAACGUGAACGAGUGGAAGGUGCGGCCGCGAAUAUUUGGCGGCGCGCUGCAUGUCAUCAUGUGGCUGCCGUACUUGAUAUUGGAGUGUCCAGCGGGUGGUAGUAGUGCGCAGCAGGGCAGCAAGCCUUUCGUCGUGGGAUACCCGGAUCGGUCGUUGAUUUGGAUUAUGUCCCUGCAAAAGGAGAUGGCUGAUAGCGAGUACAAGGAGACCUUAGACCGCUGCGAAAACGAGUACGGGUAUGAUAGAGCGAUGCUGGACAAGCUUUGGAAAGUCCCCUUCAAAAAUGACAUACCCGAUGAGUAGAACUACUUCAUCUGAGAACUACAUUUUUUUCUCCACGCUGCUAAAUUACUGGGACGCAACGGAAACCUCCUCGUCAUAAUUGGCUACCGAUUGGACUCGGUGUGCUCCAAUAUCUUGCCUCCGCGUCCGCGCGGCACCGCGUGGUGCGGCUGAGCACCCUACCGUGAUGC